This is a messenger RNA of Photinus pyralis (common eastern firefly), 1797 nucleotides long. RefSeq lists its product as uncharacterized. The transcript has 2 exons. The record is from RefSeq and is a predicted model, not a curated record. Bases 42 to 1790 code for a protein of 582 amino acids. NCBI's taxonomy places the organism in Eukaryota, Metazoa, Arthropoda, Insecta, Coleoptera, Lampyridae. Gene Ontology annotation, molecular function: protein dimerization activity.
GUGGUCGAAGGAAAGAUUGUAGCUGGAAUCACGUGAAUGUAAUGAAGAAACAGUGUAAAUACUGUGAAACUGUAAUAAGUGCUGGAAGAUUGAAAAUUGAGCAUGUGAGGAUACAUUUGAAAAAAUGUAGAACAUAUUUGCAAACUGUAUGUGCAAGUUCUGCAUCUGCAGACGCAGAUAGUAAAAGUGAUACAGAGACCAAACUUAUGGAUUGCGAUGCACAUUCACAUACAGCUACAAAUGAAAUUGUUGAGCCACCCACUACAAGUGCAUCAGCAACAACAGAUAUAAUGCUCCAUGAAACGCCGACUUCAAAACCUUUUGAAAAGAAGAAGACACAUCUUAAUUUAAAACAAAAAUCGAUCACCGGCCAUGUUGUUAAAACAAAUGCCGAGACAGCAAAAAAAUUGGAUAGAAAAAUAGCAUUAUUUUUCUAUUCUUGUAACAUUCCAUUCUCCGUAGCAAACAAUCCCAGUUUCAUUGAUAUGAUUCAUGAAUUACGACCCGGUUAUAAGUGUCCUAACAGGAAAGAUUUGGGAGGAAAAUUACUAGACGACGUCAGCGAAUCUAUUGAUCUUCAGAUGAUUGAAGACCUUUGUAAUAGUAAUCGUCCUUUAACAAUUUUACAAGAUGGAUGGUCAAAUGUGCGAAAUGAUCCUAUUAUAGCAACAAGCAUACAUACUGGGAAAGAUUCGUAUUUACUCUCCGCCACGGACUGUGGAGCAGAAAAGAAAACAGCAGAAUACUGUACUCAAUUGGCCAUACAGUCCAUUGAAGAUUGUAAACGAAAAUACAACAAAGAUGUAUUCGCGCUAGUCACCGAUAAUGAGAACAAGAUGAAGAUGUUAAGAAGAAAUAUACGGGAAACGUAUUCGGAAAUUUUAACCUAUGGGUGCAGCUCACAUUACUUGAAUUUACUAGAAAAUGUUAUUUCGCCAAAAACAGUAUUGAAACAUAUUAUUGAAAUACAAACUUAUUGGAGAAAUCAUCAUCAACCGCAUGGUUGGCUACGUGAGAAAAAUGGAAAAAUGCCCCAAAUUCCAAACGAUACACGGUGGAAUUCCCAAUUAGAUUGUGUAAGGACUUACAAUCAAAAUUAUUUCACAUAUAGAGAAAUUAUAAAAGAACACCCGCAAGAAAUUAUAGAGCCCAUUAAAAGAAAAAUUAACGAUUUUAAUAUCUACCAAAAUUCCCUGGAUUUAGAAGAACAGUUAAAAGUUGUUGGUACUGCCUUAGACACGCUACAGGGUGACAAUGUCUCAUUAGCUGAUGCAGUUCAUUGCUGGAUUAAGUUAUUGGAAAGUGAUAGUAUGCAACAUUACAAAGAUGAUGUUCUUUCUAAAUUUCGGGAGGCAAUGCAACCAUUUCAUUAUGUUGCAUAUUUGACCGAUCCAAAAUAUUUAGAUAAACCUCUACCCGAACAAUAUGAAACUGAAGCUGAAGAAUGGCUUGCUGAACAACAUCCCAACUUCCUGAACGGACUUCUGCUCUUUAAAAUAAAAGACGCCGACUUUUAUCCUAAAGCUAUGUUUACUGAUUCAGUUGUUAAAGGCAUGCCUGCUCAUAAAUGGUGGACUGUAAUGAGUGUUAAAUUCAAGGAUGAGGAAAGGAAGAAGAUGGCAGUGUAUUUUUCCCAGCUGCACAGCUGUCCUGCCAGUUCAGCAGCCAUUGAACGAAUUUUUUCAACUUUUGGUUUGGUGUGGUCCAAACUACGCAAUAAACUUGGAGCUUCCAAAGUUGAAAAACUUGUUAAAAUAUAUCGAUAUUGUCAAAUAAAAAAAAAUAAAUAAAAGUUAG